AUGUGAUGCUGAAGAGACAAGGUCGAGGUGUGAGUUUGCGUAGUUAACCGCACAAAUACGUCAAGUCUCUAGUGUUAAUGACUUUGCGUCACUAGAAUAUGUUAUCAUCAUUAUUUGGUCCGAUUGGAGAGUCAUCUUUCCCGAGCAGUGGAGGUGGAGCGCGCAAACGCUGCACAUAAGGGAACGCGCGCACCUGAAAGUCUCUGUACUGCAAGUUAAUAGAGAAGCAGUGCAACGCAUCAUUCUCUCCUAAGACAAACUGAAUACCAUCUCAUUCUAUUUAUUUAUAAGGCGUGUGCAGAGCUGCGGGUUCGAGGAUGUUUUGCGGUUGGAUUUUGCUGCUCGUCUUCCAGGUAUUUUUGCUGCUCCUGUGUCCUGGAAACUCGCGCUGUGCACUCGAUUAUCCGCCUGAUGGGAGCAAGGCUCAGUAUAAACACUUUGAGAAACGUUACGAUGAUGUUGAUUAUGACAGUUUUAUCGGCCUGAUGGGCAGGAGGAGUACAGGUCCAAAUCAUUCCACAAAUUCACCAUUUAGACAUAAUAUGAAUGAUAUUUUUGUUGGACUGUUAGGACGCAGAAACACUAUGUCCGCUGUUCCUGCUUGGAGAGGGGAACGGAAAGGUAACUUCUUCUCAAAAGACAGAAGGCUGAGGUUUUGAUGUGCUGUAUGAAGCCUAUCUCAUUGGUGUAAAACUCAUCCACCAUGGAGUUAUACCAUUCAGAAGAAAGAAAAGUUUUUUUUGUCACAGUGCCAUGAUUGAAUUGUGCGAUUUUCAUUUUGAUAUGAUGCCAUUUAUUUUAGUGUAUUUUAUGUGGAAUAUGAGUCCUUACAUCUCAAUAAUGUUUCCUAGUACAGAAUGCACCUGUAUUGAUAAAAGAGGUUUGGAUAGAUUUACUUAGUUCUGAGAAAUACCAAAAGGAUCCAAUUGAGAUAUCGUAUUGUGAGAUACGAUCCAAUUUAAUAAUUUGAAUUGCUGUAGCAAGACCUUCUGAAGCAUUGCAAAUAUGCUAUUUAUACAUCAUCCAUAUAUAUAUAUAAUUUAACAUAUUAUAUAUAAAAAAUACCCAACCUGAAUGAAUAAUAUUUGAAGAAAUAUAUUAUUUUAGUAUAGGAACACAAAUUACAUUUUCUAACAUCCACAGAGACCAGAAAAAAAAUGAUUUCAUGUGAAAUACUUAUUUAAUAUGCUGGUUAUUGUUCCUCAUUGAUAGAGUUCCUUAUAGUCAAACAUUUGUCUCAGCCUUUUAUAAAUAAAAUAUUGCUAUGGAAGUACUGUACAUGAUUGCCUUUUUACAUAAAAGAUACUACUGAACAAUAUAUAUAAGCAAGUAUACAUUUGGAUUAAAGACAAGGACAUGAAACUCGACGAAGGACGAUUUAUAAAACAUUUCCUUAAGACAACGCACUAUGGACAAGAGAAAAAAAAGACAAUAGUUAUAUUGUAAAAAUUUUACAAUGAUGAAAUGGUAAAUGAAAUCAAAUAAAAAGUCUUUCAGAAAGAUCUUUUUGCCACGAUUAAAAUGAUCUCAACAUACUCAAUUGAU
Triplophysa dalaica is the source of this 1545-nucleotide messenger RNA. It is a transcript of the gene tac3b, whose product is annotated as tachykinin precursor 3b. The record is from RefSeq and is a predicted model, not a curated record. NCBI's taxonomy places the organism in Eukaryota, Metazoa, Chordata, Actinopteri, Cypriniformes, Nemacheilidae. Gene Ontology annotation, biological process: positive regulation of blood pressure; tachykinin receptor signaling pathway. The transcript is spliced from 7 exons. Bases 318 to 659 code for a protein of 113 amino acids.